AUGACAACCUAUCAAAGUAAGGAGGAAUUUUAUUCAAUGCAAAAAGACUUGGCUCCUCUUGAAGAGCCGUAUGUUGAUUUGGAUUUUCCAGCCGAUGAAACAUCUUUUGGCUACGAAGAUCUUGAAGGUAUGAAUUAUAAUGGAUUUAUGAGACUCUCCGAACUUUGUGAUGAUCCACAGAUUAUUUGUGAUGGCAUUGAUGUGAAUGAUAUCGCUCAGGGAAGCUUUGGAAAUUGUUGGAUUUUGAGUUCGUUAGCAGCUGUUGCCAGAUAUCCACACAUUAUUGCUCACUUGUUUGUUAAGGCAAAUGUUGAGAUGGGACAAUAUACAUUGAGAUUGUUCUGGAGAAACGAGUGGAGAUAUGUCACUAUUGAUGAUUAUGUUCCAGUCUCUUCUGAUGGAUCCUUGUUGGGUGUUAGAUCAAAGAAUCCAAAUGAGUUGUGGCCUACCAUUGUUGAGAAGGCGAUUGCCAAAAUUUUUGGAAGUUAUUAUAAAACUGAUGGUGGAGAUGGUACUUUGGGAAUUCAAAUUUUCACAGGUUGCCUUCCUCAAUUCGAAUAUUUGAAGAAUCACGUUUCCUGUACCCAAGAGGAAUGUGAUUGUGAAGAGGAAGCUAAGAAGAAGAAGAAACUGAAGAAUACGAAGAAGAGGAAGAAGGUGAAUACGAAGGAAACUGCUGAGGAAGAAGAAGAAGGUGUAGAAGAAGAACCUUUUGGUGGAUUGUGUAAAGAAGACAUUUGGAAAUCAAUUCUUAAAGGAGUAAAGAAUGGUAAUGCAAUUGGUUUUGCUUCAGAAAAUGAAUCUGGACUCGGUGAUACCAACACCACAGAGAGUGGUAUUGUUGAUGGACAUUACUAUGCGCUCAUUGAUGCCUGUGAUUACAAUGGAAAUCAAUUGGUUAGAUUGAGAAAUCCUUGGGGUUGUACUGAAUGGAAAGGAGCUUGGUCUGAUACUUCUAAGGAGAUGACAACAAAAGUUAAGAGAGAACUCAAUCUGAGAGUAACUAGACAAUCAAAACUCAUUGAGGAGUUGUGUAAAGAUACAGUUCUUUUGCCUGUUGUGGAUACAGCAACUGAUGCAAAAUCAAGAAGAAAGAGAAAUAAGGCAGAAAAGGAUGACGGUGUCUUUUGGAUGCAUUUUGAUGAUGUUAUUAAUUGUUUCUCCAGAAUGACAGUUGGCCACAUUGUGGAUAUUGAAUGUUUCUAUAAGGACGAGAAUUCAUUCGGAUAUCAAUUCAGUCCAAAACUCUUGCACAACGUUCACCAAUCGUCCUAUUUCCCUACCUAUAGACAAAUUCUCAAACAUGAUGAAAAGGACGAAACUUGUGAAAAUGAGGAAGGUGAAUGCAUUCUCACUCAACAAUUCACACUUUCAGUCGACAGAACUUGUGACGUUCUCAUUGCAUUGAGAAUGAUUCACGAUGAUAUGGACAAAUUCAACAGUUAUCUUGAAUUAAGUUGUGAAGAAUUGGAAAUCAAAUGCGAUGGUCUCUAUGUAUUUACUGGUACAAGAAGAAGAGUUCCAAAAGGAGAUUACACAUUCUAUGUUAAAUCUGAAUGUAGAGAUGAAGAAUUCUCAGAUGUUGAAGUUACUCUUGUUUGGGAAAAUAGAAAGGCUCAAUUAACUUUGAAUGAGGAAGAAGUUGUUGCUGAAGAAGAAGAAACAUAUGAGGAGGAAGAAGAAUAGUUUGCUUUUCUGACAUGUUGUGGAAUAAAAGUUUACAAUAAAAAUUCUUU
Molecule: messenger RNA, 1736 nt
Organism: Naegleria gruberi
Lineage: Eukaryota; Heterolobosea; Eutetramitea; Acrasida; Naegleriidae
Product: calcium-dependent cytoplasmic cysteine proteinase
Exons: 2
Coding region: 1-1686 (561 amino acids)
Biological process (GO): proteolysis
Cellular component (GO): cytoplasm
Molecular function (GO): calcium-dependent cysteine-type endopeptidase activity
Source: RefSeq, a predicted model, not a curated record